ACCACUCUCCGCGGCCAUGUUCUCUGAAUCGUCAGAAGAGAUGAGACGCAUAGUUCAACUACCAAUUCCAAACAGCGGCGCAGCGUGUCGUCAGCGUCUGACCGAGUUUCGGGAUUGGCUAGGAUGGGCAGUAGCAGAUCCAAUCAGCAAGCAGCGCGCGCACAUCUCCCCCACCUCGCUCGGAGUACGCAAAGCUGAGGCGACCCGAAGGCUAGGGAGCUGUGUCUCUCAGACGGCUGAGAAAAUCACAAAGCACAUGAAUCAGCAAGGAUUAGAUCCAGAUAGCAGUACAGAUAUGGAAGUUGUUGCAGAUACUGAAGAAGAACUUAUUAAAGAGUGUGAAGAAAUGUGGAAAGACAUGGAAGAAUGUCAGAAUAAAUUAUCGCUUAUUGGAACUGAGACACUCAGUAAUUCAAAUGCUCAGCUAUCGUUAUUAAUUAUGCAAGUGAAGUGCUUGACAGCUGAACUCAGUCAGUGGCACAAAGAAACACCUGAAAUAACUCCCCUGACUGAAGAUGUUCUGAUAGCAUUAGGGAAAGAAGAGUUCCAAAAAUUGAGACAUGAUCUUGAAAUGGCACUAUCUACUAUUCAGUCAAAGAAUGAAAAAUUAAAAGAAGAUUUAGAAAGGGAGCAGAAAUGGUUGGAUGAACAGCAACAAAUAAUGAAAUCUCUUAAUGUACUAUACAGUGAAUUGAAAACUCAGGUUGUGACAUUUUCUGAAUCAAGAGCCUUUAAUGAACUCAAAACUAAAAUCAUUAAUAUAAAACAAUUUAAAGAGAAACUUUUGAUUACCUUGGGUGAGUUUCUAGAAAACCAUUUUCCUCUGCCAAAUGGAACUGUCAAGAAGAAAAAGAAAAACAUUCAAGAAGCAACUGCACAGGUGAUUACACUGCAUGAAGUGUUAGAGAUUCUUAUAAAUAGAUUAUUUGAUGUUCCACAUGAUCCAUAUGUCAAAAUUAGUGAUUCCUUUUGGCCACCUUAUAUUGAGCUGCUGCUGCGUAAUGGAAUUGCCUUGAGACAUCCAGAGGAUCCAACCCGAAUAAGAUUAGAAGCUUUCCAUCAGUAAAAAGACAGUCUUUUUUCACACACUAAAGAAUCUUGUCAUCCAAAGAUAAUGGGAAUUUAGGACUGUUUCAAUAAGGAUUAUUAUUUGCAAAUCAAAGUAGUAGUCCAUCUUUCUUUUAUCCUUAGAUGACACAUACUGCCAUUUAUUCAUUUUUAAAGUGGUCUUUUCUGAUUCAUUCAAUUUUUUGGUGUAUUAAACUAUAUGGACAAUAAGUAAAACAUA
This is a messenger RNA of Fukomys damarensis (Damara mole-rat), 1288 nucleotides long. RefSeq names its product centromere protein K (gene Cenpk). Gene Ontology annotation, cellular component: nucleus. The transcript is spliced from 10 exons. Lineage: Eukaryota; Metazoa; Chordata; Mammalia; Rodentia; Bathyergidae. Gene Ontology annotation, biological process: kinetochore assembly; mitotic sister chromatid segregation. The record is from RefSeq and is a predicted model, not a curated record. The coding region runs from base 17 to 1066 and encodes 349 amino acids.